Molecule: messenger RNA, 1398 nt
Organism: Iphiclides podalirius (scarce swallowtail)
Lineage: Eukaryota; Metazoa; Arthropoda; Insecta; Lepidoptera; Papilionidae
Source: the annotation of a GenBank genome assembly
AUGGAGCUUGGGACGGAUAAGUGUGCGGUCGUCCAUGUCGAAAGGGGUAAGGUCGCUAAUACGGAGGGCAUAGACCUAUCUAUGCCCGUUAACAUAAGGACCCUCUCUGAGGCUGAAACAUACCGAUACCUGGGUAUGUCACAAAACAUGUGUAUCGAUGAGGCUGCCAUGAAACAGUCAGUUCGUGACGUGUUUUUUGCACGCCUGACAAAGGUGUUUAACAGCCAUUUGUCAGGCGUGAACAAGGCACGCGCAUUUAACGGCUUGGUCAUGCCAGUCCUCAUGUAUACCUUUGGCAUACUCAGGUGGACUCAAACUGAGCUCAACGCCCUGGAUCGAAAAGUCCGCACAACUAUGACGUCCCACAGAAUGCAUCAUCCGAGAUCGUCAGUGAUGAGGCUGUACCUGCCGCGGAAGCAUGGCGGGAGGGGCUUUUUAAGCGCCCUCACCAUGCACAAUCGCGAGGUGUGCAGCCUCCGUAACUACUUUCUGGCGAGAUCGGAUGAAUCAAUCUACACGGACGUCAUUAGUUGUGAUAAAGGACUUACCCCUCUAUCCUUAGCCAACGAGCAAUGGCAGGACCCGGGAAUACUGAGCGUUUCCGACCGAGAGACCGUAUGGAAGGAGAAAGAGCUCCACGGGAGGUUCUACAAGGCUCUACACGAGCCUUUCGUAGAUACCGUUGCCUCCCUUAACUGGCUACGUUUCGGUGACCUCUUUGGGGAAACCGAAGGUUUUGUCUGUGCGAUACAGGAUCAGGUUAUUAAGACGAACAACUAUCGGAGAUACAUCCUAAGGGAUGGCACCAUCGAUAUCUGUCGAGCUUGUCGCCAUCCCGGGGAGUCGCUACGGCAUGUUAUCUCCGGUUGUUCCAUGCUUUCUAACUCUGAGUAUCUGCAUAGACACAACCUAGUAGCCAGAAUUAUACACCAGGAGCUCGCUCUGAAAUACGGACUCGUGGAACGGAAACUGCCGUACUACAAGUACUCUCCGGAGGCCGUGCUCGAAAAUGACCGCGCCAGGCUCUAUUGGGACCGGCCCAUCAUCACGGACAGGACGAUUGUCGCGAACAAACCUGACAUCGUGGUGAUGGACCGGGCACAGUCGCGGGUAUUUUUGGUCGACAUUACCAUUCCAUAUGACGAGAACCUCGUGAAAGCCGAAACAGAUAAGAAGACGAAGUAUCUGGACCUGGCUCACGAGGUGACCGACAUGUGGGGUGGUGUGCCGACCGAAAUUAUCCCAAUAGUCGUGUCUGCGAAUGGGUUAAUCCCAGUCAGCCUCUCCGAACAUCUGAGACGACUGGGACUCCGCGACGGAACGCUCCAAGCUCAAAUGCAGAAAGCGGUGCUCCUCGAUACCGCCCGCAUCGUCCGCCGGUUUCUCUCCCUAUCGCCC